AAACUACGUCCUUGAAAGAAGCCGUCGUUUCUUAUUCCAGGCUGUUACCAGUAGAUAACAGACUUCUAAACUUACAGAUCUACAAACUUCUUCAGUGCGUUCAUGAGAAAGACAAGAAGCAAAUAAAAAAGCUGAUCCAGCAUGGAUUCCGAAAUCUCAUUAAUUUCACAGACCCCGUAGAAGGCUAUAGUGCCCUUCAUUUGGCCUCCAUUAAAAAUGACACCGACAUGUGCAGCUUCUUGCUGGAACAGGGAGCUGAUCCAGAUGUCCAGGACAAAAUGGGACGCACUCCAGCAAUGAAGGCAGCUGAGCUAGGCCAUGAGGUAGUUUUGGAUUUAUUGAUAAAAGCUAAAGCAGACAUGACUGCGGUAGAUAAUGAAGGAAAAGGCAUCUUGUUUUACUGCAUUUUACCUACAAGACGGCACAACGUCUGCAUGCAAAUGGCCUUGAAAUAUGGUGCAGAUGUUAACAACUGUACCACUGAGGGGAAACCUUUAUUAGUAGAAGCCUGUGAGCGAGCUCAUGAUAUUAAAGAAACGUGUCUGAAUUUCUUGGAAAGAGGAGCCAAUCCCAGUGCAAGAAACCCAGCUACAGGUCGCACAGCCUUAAUGGAAGCCGCGAGAGAAGGCAUUCUCGAGCUGGUGCGCGCUCUCCUGGAGAGAGGAGCCGAUGUUAACCUCGUUGACCUCGAAGGACAGAGUCCUGCACAUUUUGCAGCCAAAGGAGGGUUUUUUGAGAUUUUGAGGAUUAUUUCAGCUUAUAACGGAGACUUGGGCCUGAUUGAUAUGAAUGGUAACACACCACUUCAUUAUGCUGCAGAAGGAGGAUUUUUAAAUUGCUGCAAGUUUAUAGGACAAAGAGGCUGUGAUCCUACACAUAAAAACUUGUUAACAAAGACCCCAAGAGCAGUAGCCAAGGAAGGCGGCUUUAAAGCAGCAGCAGUAGCGUUGCGCAAAAUGGAAAAAGCCUUUAAAAGGCAGUCCAAGCCCGGGGCUAAGAAGGACGUCCCUCGCUGGGCACUGAGGCUGUACGACUGGUCCUUAGAGCACCAGGCUGCCCUCCGCAAGGCGUUUAUGGCCACCACCCAAGUUGAUGAGAUGGUAGCUGAAGAUGAUUUUAUCUCGAUUAUUCAGAAGCGCUGUGCCUUUGUGAACAUUGAACAAAUAAAAACUAUUGCUGAAAAGCACAGAGAAUCUCGGGAAUCUGAGGAAAUCAACAUUGAAGAUUUUUUUAAAGGCUCUAAAUACUUGAAGAAAGUCUUUCUUAUAACAUCCUUUGGAUCCAAGAAAAAGAAGGGGAAGACGGGGAAGAAACAAAGAGGCAAAAGAGGUGUCGCCGUCCCUGUGCCAAUUUGUGUGAUUCCAAAGAGCACACGUCCACAGAGGGAGGACGGCUUCCCUGUGUACAUGAUUGAGGCUGUUCAGAACAUUGCUGAGAGCUACCAUUGUAACCAAGACCACCCAUCUGCCCACCCCGUGCACGAUGACCGUGCCUGGUAUAUAGAUGAGCCAAGGAAAGUGUUCGUGAAUAUCAACUACCUCGUCAGAGCAGGAGACAUCCUGUCUCUACAGAAAGCAUUCGAGGAGGGCGUGCCAGUAGACAUAAAAGAUAAAUAUUACAAAACACCUUUGAUGGUUGCAUGUGCAAGUGGGAACAUAGAUGUUGUCCAGUAUCUUCUGGAAAAGGGGGCUGAUGUAAACAUGACAGACAAUUUCAUGUGGACUCCCCUCCAUCACGCUUGCUAUAACGGACACCUGGAUAUUGCUGAACUGCUGGUGAAGGCUGGAGCAGCCGUGGAUGCACCUGCAAUAGGCAAUGCGACCCCACUGAUGAGAGCCAUCGAGACCUCCAGACUGGAUAUAGUCUGGUUUUUAAUCAGCGUGGGGGCUGACAUCCAGAUGACAAACAGUAAUGGAAAGAAUGCCCUUGAUAUUGCUAAAGUGUUUGCAGAUUCUAGAAUAAUUGAUCUACUCCAAAAUAAACUGGAAGGCUUGUUAGAAGCAGCAGAAGAAAACAAAGCAGGAAAAGUUGUGAAGCCAAAGUCGCCUUCUACACUGGUACUUGUAGAGGCACAAGCUAUGGAAGAGAAGCCUUCACAGGUAUCUCUGUCAGUCUCAGAAGAACCCAUUCUCGAAAAGACAACACGUUCCUUUAGGGACAGUGUUAUUUAUCUGCACACUUUGAUAACCAGUGGUGCUACCAAGAAAGAGGACAUCGCAUUCAAACCCAGAAAAAUUUGGAGCCCUGAUGCUGCAAUAAAGGAGCUAGUAAGAAAGCAAGAAUUUCUUCGUGAGCGCUCUGCUCUUGAUGGACACUCAGAAAGCUCCAUGACCCCCUUUAACAGAGAAUUUACAGAAUAA
Molecule: messenger RNA, 2360 nt
Organism: Apaloderma vittatum (bar-tailed trogon)
Lineage: Eukaryota; Metazoa; Chordata; Aves; Trogoniformes; Trogonidae
Gene: ANKEF1
Product: ankyrin repeat and EF-hand domain containing 1
Exons: 9
Molecular function (GO): protein binding
Source: RefSeq, a predicted model, not a curated record